This is a messenger RNA of Acanthamoeba castellanii str. Neff, 528 nucleotides long. Its product is annotated as cullin, putative. The coding region runs from base 1 to 528 and encodes 175 amino acids. NCBI's taxonomy places the organism in Eukaryota, Discosea, Longamoebia, Acanthamoebidae. The transcript is spliced from 3 exons. The record is from RefSeq and is a predicted model, not a curated record. Gene Ontology annotation, cellular component: cullin-RING ubiquitin ligase complex. Gene Ontology annotation, molecular function: ubiquitin protein ligase binding. Gene Ontology annotation, biological process: protein ubiquitination; ubiquitin-dependent protein catabolic process.
AUGGUGGUGAUGACGGUGGUGGUGGUGGUGCGCAGCUACGUCCUGCCGAGUUCAGUGCAACAGAAGUGGGACGCCUUCGCGGCGGCCUACCUCGCCGAGAAUCCCCAGAGGCGCCUCCAAUACAUUCCGCACAUGGGCACGGCCGAGAUGCAGGUGGUGCUGGGCGAGAGCCGGUACUUCUUCACCGUCACGACGGCCAUGAUGUGCGUGCUCCACCGCUUCGCGUUCGGCCAGGAAUUCUCCCUCCGGGAGCUGCAGGACGAGACCGCCAUCCCCGACAAGGACCUGAAGCGCACCCUCUUCUCCCUCAUCUCACCGCUCCAAGGAUCGCGGGUGGGGCUGUUGGUCAAGCAGCCGGUCAAGGGGAAGUUCGAGCCGACGGACAGGUUCAGCGUGAACGCGGCCUUUGCUUCGCGCCUGCGCAAGAUCCGCGUGCCCGCCCUCCCCUACCCGCCACCCCGCAAGCAACGCCAGCCCACUUCUUCCUCCUCCUCCUCUUCUUCGACCGGAGGAGCGAUGAUGGAAUAG